CACACAAGAGCCAUCGGCACAAGAGCUACUCCGCUCUUGUGCGCGAGUCAAGGGGUCGCGCCCAAAUUCACACCGACAUGCCGGAUCUCAGACGAGUGCACCGAUUUCGCGACCACGCCGUCACAGGCGUCAACUGGCGACCGACUCGCUUUGUCGACAAGGUGCCCACUUCGCGCAUAUGUGGCCUCUGUCGCAUGAUUCCAAAGAGGACUCUCCUGUUGCCAUGUGACCACGCUCUUUGCCAAUCGUGCCACGCCGCCAACUCCCAAGGAAGCGGUGGCCUUUGUCCCUUGGACCACGAGCCAUUCGAAGAAGAUCAAUGUGUCAACUAUGAUUUGUCUAUCAGAAGGGCAAAUUCUUUGAAGGUUCACUGCUGGAAUGAAGCACAUGGAUGCCAAUUUGAGGGAACCGUGGAAGCUAUGCUGCGACACUACGAGAACGAAUGCACAUUCCACACAGUGGAGUGUCUGCGUUGCGGCGAGGAAGUCCUGCACCGAGAACUGUCAACGCACUGCGCAGCCGGAUGCAGAGUCGUGGCUUCAACAGCAGGCACAGAGAACACCUCAUCGGAAUGUACAGAAGUGAAACUUCAAGUUGUGACUGCUGCUGUCGAAGAACUGAAGACGUUGUUGAGGGACGUGAACAGCAAGCAGCAGCUGCUUGCGAUUCAAAUUCAAAUCAAUGGGCUCAUCGAGCAGAUCAGGAACAAAGAGUCCAGUUCGGCCGUAAUCCCUCACGAUGUCGCGGCACCUUCAACGUCUGAGCUGGCUCAAGUCGCAGCACCGAGUACCUCGAGAUCGUUGCAAGAAGGAAAUUCUCGGCAGGACCCGAAUGAGGAAGCAACUACGCCGUCUACGUCCCGUUCCCGCCAGAAGAAUAUGUCGAAACGUUCAAAGACGGAACCCCUUGUGGACCUGCCGCGAGAAGUUCUGCAAGCCAUGCGCAAAACAUCCUCGCAAGUUUAUCCUCAGCAUGCAAUUACUCGUUUUUCAAGAAAAAUGAAAUGUCGUCUAAAGUUAACUAGUCCAUUGUCGACGACAGUUACAUGGAGGAAAGUGCUUGGAACCGUGAAAUAUGUUCUGACGCUCCAGAAUUUCCCCAUGGAAUCGUCAUCGCUCAAAUCCAAGUUUGCUGAUUUCACUGUGCUGCACACGAAGGACGCUUACUUUACAGUUCAAGUCUACUGUCGUCCAGGUCCUCUCUGUGAUCUUUGCGUGGCAAUUACAUUUCAUGGAAUGCGUGGAGACUAUCGGUGUCCGCCGCCUGUUUUCGUCGUCAAGGCUUAUAACAUGAUAACAGGGAAAUUCAUUCGUAUGAACAGGGAUGAAAAGACACUUGACUGUAACCACGAUAGACAUUCAUGGGCACAUUGUCACCACAUAUACUACAAAUACUUUGAUUCUCUAAAGUACACGGGUAACCUAUUAGACGGACUCAAGUUCGAAAUCGGGCUCCGGCGUCGAUAAGAACGCGCGGGCGGGAUACUCGAGUGCCCAGAUUUUUGGCUGAACUUAAAAGUGUUUCUCGCGUCUUUGCUAUUGAUCACUAGUGAUUUAAGAGUGCAUGUCGUAGCAUAACAUAAACACGAAACCUAGAGUUUGUCAGCAUUGAGCGCAUAACUAAAUGUUGCACCGCUUAACCUCCUUUCCGCUUUAUGUGUGCGUGUGAUGUCAAGACAGUGAAGUUCUGACUGAUGUUUCGGAUCCUGAAUAAAGCACGUCGUGCGUAUU
Molecule: messenger RNA, 1730 nt
Organism: Rhipicephalus sanguineus (brown dog tick)
Lineage: Eukaryota; Metazoa; Arthropoda; Arachnida; Ixodida; Ixodidae
Product: TNF receptor-associated factor 3-like
Exons: 2
Coding region: 78-1466 (462 amino acids)
Biological process (GO): protein K63-linked ubiquitination; regulation of canonical NF-kappaB signal transduction; positive regulation of JNK cascade
Cellular component (GO): plasma membrane signaling receptor complex; cytoplasmic side of plasma membrane
Molecular function (GO): ubiquitin protein ligase binding; tumor necrosis factor receptor binding
Source: RefSeq, a predicted model, not a curated record